Caenorhabditis bovis is the source of this 795-nucleotide messenger RNA. Lineage: Eukaryota; Metazoa; Nematoda; Chromadorea; Rhabditida; Rhabditidae. The record is from the annotation of a GenBank genome assembly.
AUGGUAUUUUUAAUACUGAGUGAUAUCUAUAACGACUAUGAAGAAGAUUUAGAUCCAUAUAUACCUCAAAAAAUAGGUCAUAAAUUAUGUUUAAUUGUUCCAUAUCGCGAUCGCUACGAAGAAUUGUCCGAAUUUGCUCCACACAUGGAAAAAUUUCUAUCAGCUCAAAAUAUAUCGCAUCAAAUACUUGUGAUCAAUCAAACCGAUUCAUAUCGUUUCAAUAGAGCAACUUUAAUAAAUAUAGGAUGGAAUGAAGGAGAUCGAAUGGGUUGCGAUUACAUGGUGAUGAACGACGUCGACCUCCUUCCCGUCAACCCCGAAGUGCCUUAUAAUUUCCCAGGCGAAGGAACAAUACGCCAUAUCACUUCACCCGAAUACCAUCCAAAAUAUCACUACGAGAAAUUCAUCGGUGGUAUUUUAAUGUUAACAAUGGCCGAUUACAAACAUCUCAACGGAAUGUCUAAUAAAUACUGGGGUUGGGGAUUGGAGGAUGACGAAUUCUAUUUAAGAAUCUCAGACAGUAAUCUUAAUCUUACACGAGUGUCGGGUCUCAAAACGAACAGCUCAAACACAUUUCGCCACAUACACGGGCCAAAGCGAAAACGGGAUUACGUUCGCAAAAAGGAUGAUAAAGCUCAAUGGGAAAUGAAAAGAAAACGGGAUAGGAUUUCCGGCCUCCACAAUGCCAAAUAUAGUAUAACCGAGCGAAAAUUGAUUAAAUUUCAAGGAACACCGGUGACCGUAAUAAACGUUCGGCUAUUCUGCGAUCUGAAAUGGACGCCCUACUGUAAAUAA